GCUCGAGAUGUCUGAGCCGCCUUCCGGGCCUCAAAAUGCCACAGAGCGGCUGUCCCUUCACCUAGUGGCCAAUGCUGCACUGCGACGGAAGCACUUUGGGCUGGAGAAGCCGUCCACCCCGGCACCGGCCGUGAAGUUCCCGACCACGCGAGCCUCCAAGCCAUCCUCCAAGCCAUCGCCCAACAGCUCUCUAUGGACCACCAUGGAGAAGAAGCAGCUGGAGUUGGAGCUUCAAAGCUUGCGCGAGGCCUACGCCAGAAAGAUUGCGGACACAGAGCUGCAGUGCGAAAAGAAGUUGGAGGCUGCGGAGGCCGAUCGCGAGGCCUGGUUCAAGGUGAAGAAGGUUGAGAUCGCCAAGAUCCGAGCGGGCGUGGUGGUGAUGCAAGCCCUCUUCGAGCGCCGGAAGCGAAAGUUUAUUCGGCAAAUGGAAGAGGAGAGAGCACAGACGGAGAAACAGAGGCUGGAGAUGAACGAGCGGGUUGCGGAGGCAGAAGCAAAGAUGGUCGAGACUACAACCUUCUAUGAGAACAGACUUGCGGAGACCCAAGCGGCCCAUGCCAAGAAGUUGAAGGACCUGGAACUUCUGCAGAAGGAGACAGAGGACCGAGCCUUCCGCGCGGAGAAGCUUCUGAAGAUCUCAGAGGCAGAGAACACCCGGCUGCAAGAUGUCGAGAAGUCCCUGCGCUUUGACAUCGAGGACCUCCGAGUCAGGCUCCAAGACUCGGAGAGGGCCGAGGAGUUGCAGCGGGCCAAGGAAAGGUCUGAAUUUCUGGAGGACGAGCUGCGCAAAACCCGACAGAAGAUGAUGGACAGACGACAUGCAGAGGCAGAGUCACUUCGAAGAGAGCUCAUGGACUAUGUGAAGUUCAUUGUCAAGAUUCUGCCUGAAGAGUGGAAAGUGCGGAUCAGGCCGGAAAUUCUGCAGCGGGUUGCGUCCCAGCACAGCGCAUCGCCCGAAGAGCUAGAGGCUUAUUUUGAGAAUUCAGGGCCAUCGCUCCAAGGUGAUGGCUCGGGUUAGUCGUCACUUGGCACACUCAAUGCUGCUAGUUGUGCAACGGGGCAG
Effrenium voratum is the source of this 1063-nucleotide messenger RNA. The record is from the annotation of a GenBank genome assembly. Lineage: Eukaryota; Dinophyceae; Suessiales; Symbiodiniaceae.